Messenger RNA from Triticum turgidum subsp. durum (durum wheat), 1014 nucleotides. The record is from the annotation of a GenBank genome assembly. Lineage: Eukaryota; Viridiplantae; Streptophyta; Magnoliopsida; Poales; Poaceae.
AUGGUGGCCGACCACCAGUCCUCCUCCCCCGCCUCCCCGCGGCCGCGGUUCACCAUCGGCUACGCGCUGCCGCCCGGCAAGGCGGGCAGCGUCAUCCAGCCGCCCCUGGAGGCCCUCGCGGCGGAGCGCGGCAUGCGCCUCGUCGCUGUCGACGCCUCGCUCCCGCUGGCCGACCAGGGCCCCUUCGACCUCAUCAUCCACAAGCUCUUCGACCGGCCCUGGCGCGCGCAGCUGGAGGCCUUCUCCGCGCUCCACCCCUCCGUCCCCGUCGUCGACGCCCCCGCCGCCGUCGACCGCCUGCUCGACCGCUUCACCAUGCUCGACGUCGUCCCCGGGCUCGCCGCCGGCCUGGACUUCCCGCUGUCCGUCCCCGCGCAGGUCACCGUGAGCGACGCCGCCGCGCUCGCCGCGGACGACCCCUCCCACGGCCUCCGCUUCCCGCUCAUCGCCAAGCCGCUGGCCGUCGACGGCAGCGCGGGGUCCCACGACCUGUGCCUCGUGUACCGCGCCGAGGGCCUCCGGGGCCUCCACACGCCCGUCGUCCUCCAGGAGUUCGUCAACCACGGCGGCGUGCUCUUCAAGGUCUACGUGGUGGGCGGCCGCGCCGUGUGCGUCCGGCGCAGCAGCCUGCCGGACGUGCCCGCGGCGCGCCUCGCGGACCCCGACGCCGACGCCUCCGUCCCCUUCGCCAACAUCUCCAGCCGCCCCGCGCUGGACAAGGGGGAGGACUCGAUGCCGCCCGCCGCGUUCGUCGACCAGGUCGCGCGCGGGCUCCGCCAAGCGCUGGGGUUGCACCUCCUCAACUUCGACAUGUUCGCGGCGACGGAACUGGACGACGGCGGCCGGCAGAGAUACUUCCUUGUCGACAUCAACUACUUCCCGGGGUUCGCCAAGAUGCCGGGCUAUGAGACUGCUCUCACGGAUUUCUUCGCCGAGAUGAUUCAGGUCGGCACAGGCGCCGCCAGCUUCGAGAAGCUCGAAUCUGUGCCCUGCAAUGGCAUAGAUCUCGAGUGA